Molecule: messenger RNA, 1017 nt
Organism: Fusarium fujikuroi IMI 58289
Lineage: Eukaryota; Fungi; Ascomycota; Sordariomycetes; Hypocreales; Nectriaceae
Product: probable kelch repeat-containing proteins
Exons: 2
Coding region: 1-1017 (338 amino acids)
Molecular function (GO): protein binding
Source: RefSeq, a predicted model, not a curated record
AUGACUUCUAUCAAGCUACCAAAGGCCACCUGGUCUCACAUCACUUCCAGCAAGCGCCUCUACCGUUCUUCCCAAGCUGUCUCCACGGUCGGUCAAAAAACCUACAUCUUUGGCGGCGAGUUGCUUCCACGCGAACCGGUUGACAACAGAGUUGAUGUAAUCAGCCUCGAUGCCCAGGGCCAUGGUGCCCAAACGCUCACAGCUCCCGCCAAAGCACCCUCACCUCGAGUUGGCAGCCCAAGCACCGCCAUCGGAAGCAAGAUCUUCCUCUUCUCAGGACGCGGCGGUCUCGAAAUGAAGCCCAUUGAAGAAAAAGGCGCUAUGUGGCGUUACAACACAGCUGAGAAUACAUGGGACUCUAUCGAGCCAGUAGAUCCUUCUGCGCCAUUCCCUGAUGGUCGAAGCUACCAUUGCAUCACAUCAGAUGGAGUAGACAAGCUUUACCUCCACUCUGGAUGCCCCGAGCAGAACCGAUUGAACGACCUUUGGGUUUUUAGCGUGGCCAAUCGGUCGUGGACUGAGCUUCCUUCUGCACCAGGCCCUGCGCGCGGUGGCUCCUCCAUCGCAUUUCACGAUGGGAAGCUGUAUCGCAUGAACGGGUUCGAUGGCAAGACAGAACAGGGCGGCGCGUUGGAUAUCUACGACAUCAAGAACGUUUCUUGGUCUACGGUUACUUACAAACCAGAUGGAAUAGAAGGUCCUGAAGCGAGAAGUGUCGCAACACUACUCGCAAUCUCAGUGCAGAGUAAGACAUUUUUGGUCACCAUGUUCGGCGAGAGAGACCCAAGCGCUCUAGGCCACGCUGGUGCUGGAAAGAUGCUUUUUGACGUGUGGGCUUUUGACAUUGAGGAGAGCGCUUGGCAGAGAGUUCAGAUAGGUGACGAUGUACCUGUUGCUAGGGGGUGGUUUGACGCUGAUGCUGUGCGGGACGAAGAUGCAAAGAAUGCUGUGGUUUUCCAUGGAGGUCUUGGGGAGGAUAAUCAGAGACUUGGUGAUGUUUGGAUAUUGCGUUUUUAG